AUGACAACUAAAAGGUUCACCAGGGAGCAAGUCUCCAAGUACAACAACAAGACUGAGAGCGUGUUCAUCAUUGACAACGUCGUAUACGAUGUUUCGAAGUUCCUCGACGAGCACCCCGGCGGACACGAGGUGCUCAUGAACCAAGUCGGCAAGGACGCCUCUGAAGAUUUUGAGGAUGUCGGCCACAGCAUCGACGCCAAGGAGCUCAUGAAGAAGUACGUGAUCGGGGAGGUGGUAGAAGAGGAGCGCAUCGAGCGACCGAAGCGCAACCAGGGUUGGGAAGUGGACAAUAAGGAACAAGAGCCCUCGUUCGUCAACACAUGGAAGUUCCCUGUGUUGCUGGGUGUCGUGGUGACGAUACUCUACUCGUAUCUGUUCGGGUAG
Arctia plantaginis is the source of this 384-nucleotide messenger RNA. The record is from the annotation of a GenBank genome assembly. NCBI's taxonomy places the organism in Eukaryota, Metazoa, Arthropoda, Insecta, Lepidoptera, Erebidae.